GUGCCCUGCUCUUCCUCUCCCCCGACCCUCUGCAGCCGACGAACCCCCCAGCCACCGCCACCCAUUUUUGGCCGGAAAUCCGGCAAAGCUUGGGGAUUUCUCCCUAUUUUCUUGUCUUAGAACACUUGUUGAACCCAGAAAAUCCCAGAUCUGCGUCUUCCUCCCUCUGCUGUCCGUCGGCUUCAACUUGUGGGUUUGAAAUUUGUGGGCAUUUUUCGCCGCGAGUUCCCCUGCAGAAUUUCUUCUUCUCUGCCGCCGGCUUCUCCCCCCUGCUAGGCUCGGUUUUGCUUGUUAAAUUCUGGUAUGUGACAGCCCUCCAACCCCGAAUUUGUCCGUUGAUUUGCUGCCUUGAAUCUUGAAUUUUCUGCCUUUGAUUUGCCCUUGUACUGUUCGGGAAUUUCUGUUGAAAUUGGGAAUGAAUUUUGGUAGCUUUAAGCUAUGUUUUUAAGUGUGGUUUAAGUAGAAAAUUAGCUUGAGUUGGCCUGUAGUGAUUUUUGGAGAAAACCCGUGAGAUUAUUUUGGAGGAUUGCAGUUACUGUUCACGUUGUGGUUGAUAGAAAUAGCACCGUGAUUAGGGGUAGUCCCGAUGAUGAUUUUACUUUGAAUUUGUGGUAGCGCGGUAUUAAUUGUGGAAUAUUGUGAUUAGGUUUUGAUCGUUCUGUCACCGUAGCGCUUGGGUUAGCCUUCGGUUCUGUGCGAGUGAGGUAAGUAAAUUAUGGUAAAGCCCUUUGAUUUUAAAGCAUGUUUUAAAUUGUUUUUGAGAUGGUGGCAAGGUUUUAAUUGAUUUUAAAUUGAUUUUACCAGCACUUGAGUGUGAUUAAUUGAAAUGGAAAUUGUGAUGUUUGCAAAUUCUGAGGUUUCUGCUAAAUCCAUGUUCACAUGGAAUUUUCUGGUUAUUUCUGAAAUUUGGGAUUUUGAUUGUGAAUCCUGCAUGGUUUUGUCUCUAAUAUGGUCAUGAUUUCCGAUCCCCGCUAGUGGGUGUGUAACACUUCCGAUCCCCGCUAGUGGGUGUAACGCUGGCACUCCUGAUCCCUGCUAGUGGGUGUAACGCUAGCACAUGUUGACAUGUUUACUGAUGACCGGUUUAUUCUGACGCCUGCCACUGGGCGAAUACAUUGGCAAAUUUCUGUCGCCUGCCAGUGGGUUGUUAUAACACUGGCCAUGACUUAUAGAUGAGACUAUUGAACUGAGUUUUCUUCAGCAUUAACGGUUUGUUAUGAGAUGUUUUGUUAUUGAACUGAAUCUGAUUAUGCAGUAACGGUUUUGUCAUUGAACGUUUUGCUAUUGAACUGAACUUGAUUUCCGCAUUAACGGAUUAUCAGUGAAAGUUUUGCUAUGUUUACAUGGUUUAUCUGGCAUGUUAAAAGUUUUACCCAAGGGCUAUCCAUAUUUACUUACUGAGUUUAUCUCAUAGUUUUCCUUGUCCACCAUUUCAGGAUGCGAAACCGAGGACGGGGAAACCAAGGACGGGGAAACCAAGGGGAGUGACGAGUUAGAAAGCUAGCCACUUGUAAUUGAUAUAGAUUUGAGAUAAUUGAUUUGAGUUAUUGGAUGGUUAGAUGUGAUUUGAAUAAGUUCUGAGCCUUGUGCAUUCGUGGGACCCUCUCACGAGUGCACGGCGUCUGUCGCGCCUCGGAUUUGGGUUCUGGGGCGUGACACAAACAAUAGGGAACAAGAAUCAUGUAGAGGCAUCUAUUGUCGAAGCAUACAUUCUCAAUGAAAUAACAAGAUUUUGCUCACGAUAUUUUGGUGCGGAUGUUGAAACAAGUUAGAGUAAGACCCUAAGGAACUUUGCAACAGUUCCACUUUAUAGGAACAUAGAAUUCUCGAUAUUUGUGUGCCCUGGUCAUCCAAUGGGUUCACAUUCACAGACACACUGUCUAACUACUCAAGAGAUAAAGGCGGCUGAACUUU
This is a messenger RNA of Rubroshorea leprosula, 1914 nucleotides long. NCBI's taxonomy places the organism in Eukaryota, Viridiplantae, Streptophyta, Magnoliopsida, Malvales, Dipterocarpaceae. The record is from the annotation of a GenBank genome assembly.